GGUUAGCUGUUCCGUAAAAUCUCACCGCCGAGUAGGUAAGAUUAUGUUCACCAUGUUGGAUCAAGUGUUUAUCCUGUUUACCUUGUGAUCGGUUGGAUCAUGUCAGCGGAGCGUCAUCGUGCUGAAGUGUAGAGGACCCGCAGCCCGGCUCCCCGGACCCCGGCCCGCCGCGGUGAACCUUCCUGACACCGACAGGAGGAGGAGGACUUCGGUGUGGAGAUGAAGCUGCCCACUCUGGUAGCUAGCUCCGAGCUGUCAGGUUAAGAAACUCUCGUCUUCACACGGGCGGCACGCAAAUUUAUUUAUCUUGCGUUGAAGAGGAACUUUUUGUCACAUUGUUCUCGCGUCUCUCUGGACUCGUACUUGUUUAGAGGACAGAGCGAAACAGGCCGAAAACAAAGAUUUCGUCGGCAAAUCAAGUCAUCUAGAAGGAACUAUGAGGGCUCGGGCUCUAAUGUUUUGAGCAGUGGUCACAGCCCCUCUGGUCGGGGUGAUGGGGGUUUCUCUCUAAACAAACACUUCCAUGUGAGUGGAUGGCGGCGGCUCGGGCCUGUCUGUCUGCUUGCGUCUGCUGUUGUAUUAUCGCCUUAGCCGGGAUACACCCCCUCUGCGCCGGAUCUGCGCCGUUAAUCACGGCUCGGAGAUUACCUCUGUUUACGGAAUAGCUACCUCGCUCUGCGCGCAAAAAUAGGAAGAGGAGUCCAUUUGGAAUAACAGAUGCAGUUUCCCGGCUGCGUGGACCCCCCUUUAUGGGAGGAUUUGCGGCGCUGGUUCGAAGCCUGUAAAAAACUUUGGCACUUGUUUUAGAUGGAUGUUGUUGUUCCCAUGUGACGGGCUCCAGAUCACAGCGCGGCGGAAUCAACACAAUGGAAGACAUCAAAAUCCAACAACUUUAUUUAUUCAGGGGGGCUCAGGAUUAUUUCCACUAAUUAUUUUUGGUGUGGUUGUGUCAAGUUUUUAUUUUUUACAUUUUUUUUAAAACACUUGACAUUGCUUUAAAUUUGAGCAAAAAUAUCUUUAGUUUCAGAUCACUGAAACACAAGUGAGAAAACUGGGGCUGAAGUUUGUUAGCUGCUGCUUUUUUUUUUUAAGUUGCAUUAUGAUAAACAUUAUGGCAAACUGUUUUAUUUACGUUUUGUGUGAAGAUUUAAAGUAACUGAUGUUGAUCUUUUGAAGCCAGAUUCUGUUUUAUUGAGUUUUCAGUGUAAGGGUCCAGUCUGGUAGCCUUCAUCACCACUUUCUGACCCGGUAGACUGUUUUUUGUUUUUUUUUGCUGCUGAAUGGCUCUUUGCAGCACAACUGCCACAAACGUUCCAAAAAUGAUGACUGCUUACAACGGUGGCUCCUCAGCAGUGGCUGCCCAUCACCAUCACCAGCUGCAGCAUCUCCCUCCUCCCCACAUGCACCAUCACCACCACCACCAAGCAGGACAGCAUCACUUGCAGCACCCGGGUUCCGCUGCAGCGGUGCGCACGGUGCAGCAGCACACAGCCACUGCUGCGGCUGCAGCGGUGAUGCUCAAUCCUGGCCAGCAGCAGCCCUACUUCCCCUCUCCUGCGCCUGGACAGGCUCCAGGACCUGCUUCAGCUGCAGCUCCAGCCCAGGUUCAAGCCGCUGCUGUCAAGUCUCACCACCACCACCACCAUCAGCAGCAGCAAAACACGCAUCACCUUCAGCAGCAGCUGGACAUAGAGCCUGAUCGGCCCAUUGGCUACGGUGCGUUUGGAGUCGUCUGGUCGGUGACGGAUCCCAGAGAUGGAAAGCGAGUGGCUCUCAAAAAGAUGCCCAAUGUCUUCCAGAAUCUUGUUUCUUGCAAAAGGGUCUUUCGGGAACUGAAGAUGUUGUGUUUCUUCAAACAUGAAAAUGUACUUUCUGCUUUGGACAUACUGCAGCCUCCACACAUCGACUACUUUGAAGAAAUCUAUGUUGUGACUGAACUUAUGCAAAGUGACCUCCAUAAGAUCAUUGUAUCACCACAGCCUCUGAGCUCAGAUCAUGCCAAAGUUUUUCUGUAUCAGAUUCUUCGGGGACUUAAAUACCUGCACUCUGCUGGAAUUCUGCACCGAGACAUCAAACCUGGCAACCUCCUGGUCAACAGCAACUGUGUGCUCAAGAUCUGUGAUUUUGGGCUCGCCCGUGUGGAGGAGUUGGAUGAGUCCCGGCACAUGACUCAGGAAGUUGUGACGCAGUACUACAGAGCACCAGAGAUCCUUAUGGGCAGCCGGCACUACUCCAACUCCAUCGAUAUUUGGUCUGUGGGCUGCAUCUUUGCAGAGCUGCUGGGUCGGCGCAUCCUCUUCCAAGCUCAAAGUCCCAUUCAGCAGCUGGAUUUAAUCACUGACCUACUGGGGACGCCUUCUAUGGAGGCAAUGAGGACAGCAUGUGAAGGCGCACGGGCGCACAUUCUCAGAGGAACUCAUAAGCAGCCAUCCCUCCCUGUUCUGUACACACUGUCUAGCCAGGCAACCCACGAAGCAGUUCAUCUGUUAUGCAGGAUGCUGGUGUUUGAUCCAUCUAAGAGGAUUUCUGCCAAGGACGCUUUGGCUCACCCUUACCUAGACGAGGGUCGACUGCGCUACCACACGUGUAUGUGCAAAUGCUGCUACACCACAUCCUCCGGCCGGGUUUACACCAGUGACUUUGAACCGGUCACAAACUCCAAGUUUGACGAUGGUUUUGAGAAAAACCUGACCUCUGUGAGGCAGGUCAAAGAGAUCAUCCAUCAGUUCAUUUUGGAACAACAGAAGGGGAGUCGGGUGGCGCUCUGCAUUAACCCUCAAUCAGCUGCUUUCAAAAGCUUCAUAAGCUCCACAGUAGCUCAACCCUCUGAAAUGCCUCCGUCUCCGCUUGUGUGGGAAUAGAUGCUGCUGUGCACCAUCCUUUUCCCCAGCUGACCCGUUGGAACCCGAAAGCACCUAAUAAUUACGUAGCAUUUCACUGGAGUGAAGAACUCGCGGCUCUGAUCUAUUCAAGUGGACACAUGGAGAAAACGACUGAUACCUUUUGGAUUUGAAGUCUUGAUUUACAAAUGAAUGGGACAGCAGCUUGUUAGAACAAAGUUGAAGGUGAACUAAUGUAUUAGUUGCUGAGUAGACAAUAAAAUCUUUAGAAAACAAAGUACAGUUGUUGAUGAUCGUACCCAAUACCUGCAAAGAUGUAUAGAUUUUUUUUUUUUUUUUUUGCCAGAUGUAAACUACUUACAUUUAUUGCAAACCGUACACUUUGGCAUAUUCCUGUUAUUACGUCAACCAGCAAUGUUGCAAUGGUUCUUUAGAUCCCACGUUGCUUCGUAUCCAGACAAUCAACUGUAAAUGUGUCUGUAGAAUGGACAGAUACCCCAAGUUUUACAAAACAACAACAAAAAAAAUGUUCUAUUUGAGAUGUGAAAAAUGUUUAAACUUUGGUUGUUGGAAGCAUUUGUCUUUUCUUUUUUUUUCCCCUCAUCAAAUGUUUAAUUUACCAAAGAUUAGGAGCCUCGUGCAGGAAUUAUGCAGCGAGGUAAUCAACAGGCCCCGCGUACAAACAGUACAUGCUUUCUAAAUGGGUAUUCGUCUGCACAGUUUUCACUUUAUGCAAAAAUGUAGAAGGAUAAGCGUACAUUUUAUAGAAGGAUGCUCCUGAUGUUUCAGUUGAAGGAGUUCUAAAGAUUCUGCCAUCAAACCUUCCUUGCACGAUCACUUCCUUCGGUUCAGAUGUCCUGGUUCUGUUCGGAUGCUCAGAUUCGGAUGGAGCAGUGGUUCCCAGCCUUUCCACUGUCAAACCCAGUUGCUCCUGCUCUUACAUAUUAAACCAGAAGUUUCCAUCCACAGCGUAAAAGUUUAAAAGACAGUUAUCAUUGAUUCUAAGUAAAUAUACAGGAACUUGUGAAUUUAAAGAAAGUUGCAAAAAAACUGGCAAUUAAUAAAUGGAAAUAAUUUAUGUAAUUCUAACUGAUCCAAUAUGAGAUUUUUGGUCUGAUUUUAAUUUAGAAAGCAAGGAAGAAAUUGUGCUUGUCUUUUUAAUUGGUUUAUGCAAUUUUUUAAAAAUACAAUAAUGUUUUAAUACAACAAGUAUUAAUGCAUUUGAAUCAGUUUGCAGAAUAUUUUGCUGAUCUUGGCUGUAAUGUUUGUGAUGGAAAGUUAGACUUUUAAGUAAAGCUGCUAAUGUCAGAGGUAUGCUACUGAAUAACAUUCUACAUUUACUGGACAUUUGAAUUGGGUCAGAAUUACUCUAAGUAAAUAAUAAAACAAAUACAGCAGAACUUUUUCCAAACACUUUCAAAAUUACUGUGCAAAGAUUCACACAAAGGGCUGCUUUGCUCUUGGGCCACCAAGGAUGUCGUUUCUAAGCCUGGUUUUAUGCAGAAACUUGCAUGAACAGCAUAUUUUGUUCAGAACUUGCAUCAAAAUGUCUGGUUUCAUUGGAGACUUGAUAUGUUGGAAAGAAUAUCCAACUUUAUCAUUCCUUGCUCUUUUGUUUGUACAUGUUUGUUUCUAACUGUUUUAGUCAAUCACGCCUCUACAAAGAGUUUCUUGUUUAAAAACUUAAAAUGUGCCCUGGGAAAGGUUCUGGGUCAGAACCACUGCAUUACAGGAUAUGAGUAACUCUUUAUGAAAAGCAUUUUGGUUGUGGCAAAGAAUUCAUUUAUCCCAAAAAUAAUCCAUAGUCUGAAUCCUAUCUGCAUUUUAGGACCUCUAUCUGAUUAUAAUGUUCUCUCACAGCAGAGUAGUUUAUAUGAAUUCAUGUGUGCAAUCAUUGGCAUGGUUACAAUAGUAACAUUCUUUAGAUUUCCCUUUGGAAUCAAUUCAAUCUGUCAGCAUUAUUCUAAAAUAUUCAGCCCUCCUUUAAAAGCUGUGAUGUGUGUGACGAACACAGAUCUCACUGAUUAUUAGCCCCAGAAAACACACCCACGUUUUCGACAUGCUCUGUUGUGAUGAGGUUGAAAUAAAAUGCAUUUGCUUAGUCAA
Xiphophorus maculatus (southern platyfish) is the source of this 4946-nucleotide messenger RNA. It is a transcript of the gene nlk2, whose product is annotated as nemo like kinase. Gene Ontology annotation, biological process: intracellular signal transduction; protein phosphorylation. Gene Ontology annotation, cellular component: cytoplasm; nucleus. Gene Ontology annotation, molecular function: MAP kinase activity; ATP binding. The transcript is spliced from 11 exons. The record is from RefSeq and is a predicted model, not a curated record. The coding region runs from base 1281 to 2861 and encodes 526 amino acids. NCBI's taxonomy places the organism in Eukaryota, Metazoa, Chordata, Actinopteri, Cyprinodontiformes, Poeciliidae.